CCAUCCUGUUCGCCCGAACACGCCAGUUACAGGCCUCCUGCCUUCCACGUCGACGGCGGUCUCCUCUCGCCGCCGUCCUCUUCCUGCUCUUCCUUCUCUCCUAUGCUGGAGCCUGGCGGAGAGCGGAUCUGAGACCCAUUUGAAGUUGGAGCGCUUCCUUCUCUGACGAGGAUCUGCUUCUGGCAUUGUACACCGAAGUUUCAUCUUGUUCAUGUGAUGCCAUCUGUCUGAGUUAAAAGGGGAGUCAGAUCAAUAUGACAGAACCAUCAUCAUCGUAUUCAUUGUCCUCCAAAAAACGACCACGCUCUCCUAAUAAUAAUGAUGAACAUCCUCAAGGCAGAGAUCAAAUAUGCUCAAGCCUUGUUCUGAUGAUGCAGAGGACAAUCUUACAUUCAAUGAUACCAUGAUAGCCCUUCAAUUGAUGCGCACACAGUUUCCAAAGCUGGAAAAGGUUGUGGUGCAGCCAUUCAUUUUGCAGUCACAAUUGUAUAGCAGCGUGAAGGAUAGAACACAAGUUGACAGAGACUUGGAGUCAUUCAAGAAAGACAAAUUAUUACGUAUAUUCAAACUUAGUUCCGGGCAGGAUGAUCAUGCAAUCAUGUUCAUGGAUGAUUAUUUGAAACAGGUUGCUUUUGCUAUCAAGCGGUCAGGGGGCAAAGAUCAAGAUGGUAGUGAAGUGUUUAAAUGGUUUGAGAGAUAUGUUAUCCCUUCGAAACUGGAUGUUAGCAUAAAUCAAAUAGAGCUGUGUUCACUGUUAUCACGCGGUGGUGGUGUGACAGACAAACAUAUCACACUAUUGAUGAAUGCUGGUCUCUUAACUCGCCAACUUAUUGAUCCAAACAUUUACUGGUUUGCUAUUCCAAGAAUUGGCCCUAUACUGAAAGGCCUAUCCCAGGGUAGGAAGGAAAUUCUUUCGUUGUUGAACCGUAAAAAGUACAAGGAGAUGCUGCUCUCUUCGCUGGAGAAGACAAAGUUAAGAUUAUCGCCUCUUGAUACACGAUUCCUCCUCCGCGAUUUGAUUGGAUCCGGUCACAUAAAAACAGUUCAGACACCUACUGGUUUACUUGCUCGCAUAACAAGAGAUUGAUAAAGCCGUUUCUUGUAAUUAUGUUAAUUUUUCUUCCUUAUCUGAUCAGGCGCAAUUUACUGAUUCUGAUUUUGUUUUGCAUUCACCUGUUCUCAUUUCUCAACAUCUUUUAUUUGAGAGAACAAAUUUGCCUGAUCAUACAACAAAAGGAGGAAUCAGGAUCCACCUAUUGUUUUCA
Setaria italica (foxtail millet) is the source of this 1265-nucleotide messenger RNA. RefSeq names its product agamous-like MADS-box protein AGL62. Gene Ontology annotation, molecular function: protein serine/threonine kinase activity; DNA-binding transcription factor activity, RNA polymerase II-specific; RNA polymerase II cis-regulatory region sequence-specific DNA binding. The coding region runs from base 350 to 1087 and encodes 245 amino acids. The record is from RefSeq and is a predicted model, not a curated record. Gene Ontology annotation, biological process: regulation of transcription by RNA polymerase II; protein phosphorylation. The transcript is spliced from 9 exons. Lineage: Eukaryota; Viridiplantae; Streptophyta; Magnoliopsida; Poales; Poaceae.